AUGUUGAAUGCGUUCAAGUUGCAGGUUUCGAAACCUGCUCGGAUCCGCCUAAGCUGGGAACCCGACGCCGCCGCAGUCUCCUCGGGCGUCCGCCGGCAGUCUCCCCGGCUGCCCAUCCGCUGCCGUUUCGCUUCCAUCACUGUUCAAUCGGCUGAGGAUGUGCCAUCGGCAGCAAUUUCUGCAACAUGGCUCUUCUGCUCAGCAAUUCCAACUCUACUGGCUUUCAAGAGAGCUGCAGAGUCACUGGAGAAGCUAAUGGACACCACAAGGGAGGAAUUACCUGACACAAUGGCCGCUGUUCGAUUAUCAGGAAUGGAGAUCAGUGACUUAACCAUGGAGCUCAGUGACCUCGGCCAAGAAAUAACACAAGGAGUUAGGAGUUCGACUCGAGCUGUUCGUCUGGCGGAGGAAAGAUUGAGACGGUUGACAAACACAAACCCAAUAGUACCUGUGCAGGACGUGGGCCCAACAAAACCUCAAACAUCAGACCCGACUCUAGCUAGAACCGCACGUAACAUGAGGGAAGGAAUUGUUAAAGGGCGUGCUGUUAUACAGAUGCUUUUCACUAUCACCCGGUACUCGAAAAUGCUGCUGAAAUAUCUGGCUUCUCGUUCGAAAGCAUAAUAUGUGUUCCAGUUUUUGCACUAGGAUGAAUGUAUUGUUCUCUCCAUGGACUUCUUUGUAAAUGUAUUUUGCAGAUCUCUUAGCAUGUGUUGGUGUUCUUAAACCAUGUCCGAUUUGUUGCCAGUCAAUAAUCUUGCUAGUUGCUGUUUUUUUUUUUUUCAUUUAUGAUCGGCUUAUUUCUCAGAAAGCGAAAGCUUAUUGGAUAUCAUCUUAGCUUCACACUCACACAUCUGUUUGUGUUGAAAUUCUU
Molecule: messenger RNA, 874 nt
Organism: Striga asiatica
Lineage: Eukaryota; Viridiplantae; Streptophyta; Magnoliopsida; Lamiales; Orobanchaceae
Source: the annotation of a GenBank genome assembly